Molecule: messenger RNA, 5799 nt
Organism: Hyalella azteca
Lineage: Eukaryota; Metazoa; Arthropoda; Malacostraca; Amphipoda; Hyalellidae
Gene: ninaC
Product: myosin-IIIb
Exons: 32
Coding region: 202-4875 (1557 amino acids)
Biological process (GO): protein phosphorylation
Cellular component (GO): myosin complex
Molecular function (GO): protein kinase activity; ATP binding; cytoskeletal motor activity
Source: RefSeq, a predicted model, not a curated record
UCUGUGAAUAAUUUUAGUAAUUUGGGAAUUACAUGAGACUAUCCAAGGACUAUUCUAUCUUUGGAUGUAUAUUGGCUCGUGAUACGUAGGAAACUACCGACUAUCUCUAAGUAAUUAAAGUGAAACUUCCUAAGAUCAUAAAUCACACUUUACGCUGUGAUGAGUUAGAACAAGUGUUGUGGUGUGCGUAUUGUGGUCGCCAUGGUAACGGCCGUGCAGAAAGCGAGCAACCGCUCGCCCCCUCCCGCCGCCCCUGCCAAGGCCCCCAAGAUCCCCAAACCUGACUACCCAGAAGCGGGUGCCAGGAUGUCGUACUCUGGUCUCAGUGAACACAUCGACUUCGAUGCGCUGCCAGACCCCAACACGCGCUUCGAGCUGCUCGAGGUGGUGGGCGAGGGCACCUAUGGCGAGGUCUUCGCAGCCAAGGAUCAUGACGAUGGCGAGAUCGUGGCGGUGAAGAUCCUGGAGAACAUCGCGGAGAACUUGGAGGAGAUCGAGGAGGAGUAUCUGGUGCUGCGAGACCUGAGCCUCCACCCCAACCUGCCUGCCUUUAAGGGCAUCUUCCUGAAGAGGGGAGACCGAGGGGAGGACGACCAGGCCUGGGUCGUCCUUGAGUUGUGUCCCCGCGGGUCCGUGACAGACGUGGUGCAGGCGCUGCUGCGGCGCGGCCAGCGUCUCACUGAGAAGCAGAUCGCGUACAUCUUGCGCGAGACUGUACAUGCAAUAACGUACCUGCACGAGAACCACUGCAUGCACCGCGACAUCAAGGGCCACAAUAUCCUGCUCACUGCGCACGGUCACGUCAAGCUCGUCGACUUCGGCGUGAGCUCGCACCUGGACAGCACCUGGGGGCGCCGCAACACCUCCGUGGGCACCCCCUACUGGAUGGCGCCUGAGGUGAUAGCGUGCGAGCAGCAGCUGGACUACAGCUACGACGUGCGCUGUGACGUGUGGUCCCUCGGCAUCACCGCCAUCGAGCUCGCUGAUGGGGAGCCGCCGCUGAGUGACAUACAUCCGAUGAGGGCGCUGUUCCAGAUACCCCGCAACCCGCCCCCGACGCUGGCCAAGUCCACGGACUGGUCGCCUCACUUCGUGGACUUCGUGGCCGAGUGUCUGGUGAAGGACUUCGAGCAGCGGCCCUCCAGCCGCGAGCUACUCAUGCACCCCUUCCUCAAGUCCAUCCCCAGCAACCCCGAAGAUGUGCGGCAGGAGCUGGUGCAGCUUUCAGACGACCUGCGCAAGCGCAACCAGCUCGUGAAGAAAGACCCGGAGACGACCAUCAAGGGCGGGGCCAUCAAGGCGGACCGCCGCACCAAGAGGACGCCCCUGUGGAUGGAUGACCUCGCCUCCCUGGAGAAACUCACCCCGGACAGCAUCGUGGAGCACAUCCAGAGGCGCUACGGCAACGACAUCAUCUACACGUACAUGGGAGACAUCCUGAUAGCUGUUAACCCAUUCAAGUACAUGCCCAUCUAUGGUGAACGUGAAUCACGCCUGUACCGCGGUAUGGUGAAGAGCGAGAACCCGCCCCACAUCUACGCGAUGGCAGACGCUGCGUACCACGCGCUGCUGCACCACAAGACGAGUCAGUGCAUCGUCAUCUCCGGCGAGUCCGGCGCCGGCAAGACCGAGAGCGCCAACUUGCUGCUCAAGCAGCUCGUUACGCUCGGCAAAGCGCCGAACCGCAACUUGGAGGAGAAGAUUUUACAAGUGAACCCAAUAAUGGAGGCGUUCGGUAAUGCCAAGACCGGCAUCAACGACAACUCCUCCCGGUUCGGAAAGUACCUGGACCUGACCUACACGAGGCUAGGGAAGGUGACAGGGGCGCGGGUGUCGGUGUACCUCCUAGAGCAGAGCCGCGUCGUGCACCAGGCCGCAGGUGAGCAGAAUUUCCACAUCUUCUACUACCUGCAUGACGGCCUGGAGUACGUGGACCGCCUCCGCGUGUACAGCCUCGAUGCGGGACGCCGGGACAAGCACCGCUACCUAGCAGGGGACAGCUGGUCCCGGCAGACUGCCAAGAACAACGUGCGCCAGUUCCAAAAAGUGGUCGAAGGCUUUAAGUCGCUGGGCUUCAAUGACGACGAACUGGACUCAAUCUACAGGAUAUUGGCGGCCAUCAUCAACUUGGGGGACGUGGACUUCUACCAAACUGUCGACAAGGACAACAUGGAGCAGGCAACUGUCAACAACGUCGACCAGGUCAUCGUAGUAUCCGAGUUACUGGGUGUGGACGCCACGGAGCUGACGGAGGCUCUGACGUCGAACUCUGUGGUGACGCGUGGCGAGAUCAUCACGCGAUACAACACCGUGGACGAGGCCAUCUGCACCAGAGACGCCAUGGCUAAGGCUAUGUACGGGCGACUCUUUGACUGGAUCGUCAACAAUGUCAACCGCCUGCUCUCCUUCUGCCGCACUGUCUGCUCGGACCAACUGGCCGUGGGUUUGCUCGACAUUUUCGGCUUCGAGAACUUCGAGAAGAACUCCUUCGAGCAGCUGUGCAUCAAUAUCGCUAACGAGCAGCUGCAGUACUUCUUCAACCAGCACAUCUUCACGUGGGAGCAACAGGAGUACAUGGCCGAGGGCAUACAGGUUGACACAAUCGAAUUCGCGGACAACCGCCCCGUGCUGGACAUGUUCCUGGCCAAGCCGCUGGGUCUGCUGGCGCUGCUGGACGAGGAGAGUCGCUUCCCGCAAGCCUGCAACUCUUCCCUCACUGAGAAGUUCCAUAGCAACAUCCGCUCCAAGUUCUACAUUCGGCCGAAGAGCACCGCGCCCGAGUUCACCAUCCAGCACUUCGCCGGCAAAGUCACCUACGAGGUUAAGAACUUCCUCGACAAGAACAAGAACUUCCUCCCUACUGAGGUCAUCCACUUGCUGCGUCAGAGCUCCCAUGAGGUCAUCCGGUUUCUCUUCCAAUGUCCGCUGACAAAGACAGGCAACCUUUACUACGCGUCCCCCCGGGGCUCGCCACCCGCUUCCUACAACUCCUCCCUCUCCAACUCCAGCAACAAGUUUGACAGCCGCGGGCUGGCGUCGCAGACGAAGGCGCAGCAGACGGUAGGCACUUACUUCAGGUACUCCCUCAUGGACCUCCUCCAGAAGAUGGUUAAUGGAAGUCCUCACUUCGUGCGCUGCAUCAAACCCAACGACCAGAAGGCCAAGAACUCCUUUGACCGAGACAAGGUGGAGCAGCAGCUGCGCUACGCAGGCGUCAUGGAGACCGUGCGUAUCCGGCAGCACGGCUACAGCCACAGGAUUCUCUUCGCAGACUUCCUCAGGAGGUAUUGCUUCCUUGCGUUCAACUACGACGAGCGGGUGCUGGCGACGCGGGACAACUGUCGCCUCCUGCUGGUGCGCCUCAAGAUGGACGGCUGGGCGCUGGGCAAGACUAAGGUCUUCCUCAAGUAUUACCACGUCGAGUUCCUCACCAAGAUCUACGAGAAGGAGUUGCGGCGCAUCAUCACAGUGCAGGCGUGCGUACGCAGCUGGCUGGCGCGCGUACGCUUCCAGAAGCUGCAGCGCAAGCAGUGGGCGCUCGCUACCUCCGUGCUCACGCUACAGAAACACGUUCGCGGGUACCUCACCCGGAAGCGGCUCAACGCAGCGGCCGCACCCGCGGCUGCGUCUCCGCCGCCAGAAAAAACUGGCAAGCCCCAAAAGUCUCCCAAGAAGGGCAAGGAAAACCGCAAAGAAAAAGCCCCGCCACCGCCAGAAAACAUCCAGCCUGCUGCUGGGCGGCCCCCGCGACGAGCGGAGGAGAUGACGAAGGAGGACGCAGCGCUUGUGAUCCAAACACGGUUCCGGGGCUUCAAGGUGCGGCAGGAGUGGGGCCCGGUGCUGGAGGAGCGCCUCAGGGCGCUGGUCGAGGCCCAGGACACCGCUGAAGAGGCCGAGAGGGCGCUUAAGGCGGAGGGGCUGAGUCCUGAGGAGGCGGCUAUGGUGAUACAGAAGUUCUGGGGGCGCCACAAGCGGGCGAAGCAGGAGAAAAAUCCCCAUCCAAACCCCACCAAACGGGGCUCUACUCCCUCAACUCGCAUGUCCGACCUCAUCAUGUUCUCGGAGCAGGUGCACGUCUGUAACCAGGACGUCCACAGCGCCCUGCGCAGGAUCAAGGGGGGCGUCGAGGACAUAAGGGCGCCGCCAUCGGACUACAAGCGCCCCCGGGGCUUCCAGGACGUGCCUGAGAUGCUGCACGAGCAGCGCAAGCGUCUGGCGCCCCAGGUGGGGGGCGGAGGGCGCGUGAAUGUGAGGGUAACGGCCAUGAGAGACCAGCAGCCCUCGCCAGGGUUCACAGACCUGCUGCAGAUCAACAGCGAUGAGGACCUCCUGCCAGACGUGUCGCCUGACACGCCCUGGGACGCGCCCCUGCAGCGCAGGCAGCAGCCGUCCAGACACAACAACAAGCGCGUGAAGCAACACGUCGCGCCCCCUGUCAGGAGCCCCGCGGGGGGCGAGGCCCCUCGAGGCGACAUGUUCGAGGAGCACAAAGCGAACCUGCAGCACGGCGCCCUGCAGAGCCAGCGGAUGCUCAACGAGGCGAGGGAAGCUCAACACCUGCGUCAGUGGCCUGACGCAGGCCCUCUCAAGGGCGUGUCUCCCGUCGACUUCAGGCACGACGGUCCUGAGAGAGGACGAUCGACACCCACGACGAACCUGCAGGCGGCGAGCGAGUUGCGUCAGAUGUUACGCACGACCCAGACGCCCGUGUCAGGAUCACGUGUAGGACCUGCUGCUGCUGGAGGCGCUGACGAGGAGCUUUCAGGACCCUUCAACUUCCAGCAGUUCCUUCGCAGGACAAACUACGCCCCCACAGACACCAUCAGACUCAGACAAAAGGAGCGCGAGAAGCGCAGCUCAAACGGCGCUUUCUAGGGAAAGCGGCUCUGCUUGAGUUACUUUCUUCCCUGAGUCAUGAAUAUUGUUUUAUGUUCGCGUUAUUAUUGCGACAUAACUUGAUGACCUGAACACUUGGGAAAAUGAAUGGCUCAUGUUGUCCAAAUAGGGCCCACUUUAUAAUAUAAUACACAGCAGGAUCAGGAAGCGGACGUAGCACUGAUACCCUUUUUUAAAUGGCCAGACUGAGCCACGAUGACCCACAUAUGGGCAAAAAAUGCAUAGUUAUUUGGACACUGUCUCACUCAUUUCUCUGUGUGUACUUUUUCAUAUGGGAAAAUCAGCCAAAUUAUUCGAGCUACGCGAGAAAUGAGUCCCUACAACAGAUAGCGUGUUUUGUGAUGGACCUUCUAUUGAUAUUCCUUUCUGUUGCCCAAAGUUAAGACAUUCUACGAGUAUAUGUCUGUCUAAAAGUGCAAUGACUACUCCUCCCUUGAAUGAUAUAUACCAGGUCCAUUAAGUCGCCAUGCUUUGGCCUUUGUAUCAUUCGGUAAUUGCUGAGCCUUGCCCCGUUGGUUAAUUUUUUCAGUCAUCACCUAUAACGGCAUUUAGUGCUGUGAGCUACUGCAAAUUGUACAAUAUUUGAACAGAAAUGGAUCGUAUACUUUCGAUCCAAUUUCUGCCAUUCCUCCUCAAAAGCUUUGAUACAACGUGCUUGACGAAAAAAAAUCUUCUGGUGUUUAGAACACUCAGUUAUUGUGGAAUUUUGUAGGUAUAUAGAACGUAGAGAAGGUAUAUGCACUCAACAUUCUCCUCGAUUUCAGGAAAUUUCCUUGAAAUCGGAAAAUGUAAAUAGCUUUACUCUUUAGUGUUUUCGUUGUCAAGCGCGUAGUGUGAAGCUGAACAGUGUUUUUCUCAGUUUUUUAUUUUUAUUAUUGAAAUAUUUUAAUGCUUAUUGUUGGA